GCUUUAGGCACUACGGCCCAAAGGCGUUGGUGAUCGGUGUCCGUCCGAAGAUGCGUUACACUCCGGCAGCAUCAGUACCAGCUCCGCCGUGCUAACACACCACAAACCGGGGGACGGAGAGGGAAUACCGUCGAUGUUUGCGGCUGUAGCGGCGCCGGUGCAUCUGGACGAGAGGAUGGGAGACCAGAAGGAGUCUCUGCGUAAGAUCACUCACACGCUGGCCGUGAAGAAUGAGGAGAUCUCCAACUUCAUCUGCACCCUCAAACAAAGCCUGGAAAACCUGGAGGCAAACUCCAACCAAGUGCAGGAUGAUCUGGAGACUGAAUUCAGCUCUCUACACGCUGUUCUGGAUGAGAUGAAGGAAAACAUGUUGACACGGAUCAAGCAGGAGAGAGCCAGUCGCACGUAUGAGCUGCAGAAUCAGCUGAGCGCCUGCUCCAAAGCCCUGGAGAGUUCGGAGGAGCUGCUGGAGCUGGCCAAUCAGACGCUGUGCUCUUCGGAGACGGACGGAUUCACCCAGGCGGCCAAAGACAUUAAGGAUAGCGUGACGAUGGCCCCAGCCUUCCGCCUCUCCCUGAAGGCCAAAGCCAGCGACAACAUGAGUCAUCUCAUGGUGGACUUCAGCCAAGAGAAGGCGAUGUUGCAGGGUCUCAAGUUUCUCCCAGUUCCCGCCACUCCAGAGAUCCAGGUGUCAGAGUGCCAAGUGUCCGACAACGCGAUCACCGUUGUUUGGACCUUACCAGAACCCGACAACAAGAUAGACCACUACAUCCUGGAACAUCGCAGAACGAACCACGAGGGUCCUCCGCGUAUCAGAGAGGACUACCCCUGGAUGGUGGUGGAGGGGAUUCGAGAGGAGCAGCACAUGAUCACAGGCCUGCGUUUCGACACCCACUACAUGACGUUCAGGGUGAGGGCGUGCAACAAGGCUGUGGCCGGGGAGUUCUCUGAGCCUGUUACACUAGAAACCCACGCCUUCACCUUUAAACUGGACUCCUCCUCGGCGCACCAGAACCUGAAGGUGGAGGACCUGUGCGUGGAGUGGGACAGCAGCGGAGGAAAGGUGCAGGAAAUCCGCAAAGAGAAGAACAGAACCAACUCCCCCAUGCACUCUCCUGCUAGGUCAGCCCUGAUGUCUCCUAAGAGAGCACCAACAGCUCGGCCGGGCAGAGACAGGUUUACUGCAGAGUCCUACACCGUGCUUGCCGACACGAUGAUCGACGCCGGCCAGCACUACUGGGAGGUGCGGUUCGACAAGGAGAGCAAGGCCUUCGCUGUAGGUGUCGCCCUGCGGAGUCUCGGUCGGUUCGACCAGCUGGGGAAGAGUAGCGCCUCCUGGUGCAUCCACCUUAACAACUGGCUGCAGCAGAGCCUCACAGCCAAGCACAACAACAAGGCUCGAACCCUCGACUGCCCCAUCCCAAACAGUAUAGGAGUGUACGUUAACUACGAUGAAGGGGUCCUGUCGUUUUACAACGCUAAAACCAAGCAACUGAUGCACACUUUUAGAACAAAGUUCCAGCAGCCCAUUAUCCCGGCUUUCAUGGUCUGGAACGGGAGUUUCUCCGUGGUGACGGGCCUGCAGGUUCCCAGUGUGGUCCAGAGCGGCCAGAGGAAGAACAGUGGCACCAGCAGCUCCAACGCCAGCCUCACCUAGACGCACCCGCCCAUCCAGCUGGACCGUUCCCAACGCCAUCUGGCUUCAGUUACUACUGCAGAUCGAACCCUCUGCACCUACCGUGGAGGAAGAAGCGCAGCAGAAGAGUUACAUCACUUAAUCUUGGUUGUUUCUGCGUUGCAUGACAGUGGAAACUGAUUUUUGGGGAGCAAAUAGGUGAUCUAUUCCCUCAGUGACAGAAUCCGCUGACUGUUGUGAUGCUUUGGACACAUUAGGCCCUAGUUUGAGUAGUUAAUGUCCCGCUGCACAUUCAUUCAGCACCGGUCCACUGCUGCUAGAGCAACGAUUUUAGCGCUGGCCGCUGCUUCCUCAGCUUCACCUGGACGGUUGGCUGUGCAGUCAGCUGCAGGUUCAGGGUCAUGCUCUGUCCUGUCCGCUACAUCACUGUGCCCUCCCUCUCAGGCCAAAUCACAAAUCUGCAACCUGUCUAUCAAACUACUACUGGAAUAGACCUUGGUUCAUUUUAAAACUCCAUUAUGUCAGCUUCGGUAUGAGGUGUUUAUACAACCUUGACACAGUAAACCACUGUGACCUAAAUAAUAUUUAGACUGAGCUGAAAGCAGCUCAGCACUAAACUGGUUUAUUUAACUGUGGCAAGAUAUUUGCUUUCUUGCCAAGUGAUGUUGCUCAACACUGCUGAAACUAUUACAAUUUACAGUCAGCUGUUAUUUAAUCUAGGUCUUGAGCUUCCUGUUAAAACUUUCCAACUCUAACAUUAAAGCCAAGGUUGACUGAAUCAACAAAGAAGCUCUACAGGGAAAGGUUAGAGGGUGUUCCCUGUUAUCAUCGGUAUAUAUAAUGGAUGUGCUGGUGUAAACUCUGUUCACCAGACAGCGGCCCCAUGCUUCUGUGUGUCUGUCUAUCUAAUGUCUCUGCUUCUUUGCAGUUAAAUGACCCUCAUACGUGUAGUAGACUGUCCAUUUUUCAAAAGUGUAAGUCUGUAGCUCCUUCUGACAAAAUAUAUGCAGCACCUCCACUGUUAUUGGCAGUCCUGGUGAAAAGCCUUAGAAUUAAUUAAUCAUUGCAGUAAAAUAAACUCACUGAAAAUGUUAGACUCCUCUCCUGUUACAAUAGAAAAACUUCUUUUGCCAGUUGGACAGCGUUUAAUCUUCUAUAACUUUUCACAAAGUUGCAGCACAUAGAUGGAGGGAUUUCUGUAGAUCAGGGGUCUCAAUCUCCAGUCCUUUGGGGUGGUGCAACUUUUGAGUUGUGUAUCUGCUUCAGCAUAGCUGAAACAACUAUUUAUGUAGUCAGCAGGCCUCUGUAGAACGUAACUGCAUGAUGAGGGUUUAAUUCAGAUAUUUGAUCCAGGUGCAUUGGUCUUGAGACGCAUCCAACAGCUGUAAGACACCCGUGCAAAAGGACUGGGGUAAGAACCCCUUCAUUUAGAUUUUUCAGAGUUCCUGAGACUCACAGCAUGACAGGUCAUCCACCACCCUUAAAAGUGGACAUGAGAUGCUUUUCCACAUAUUAAUGUGUUUUAUCCCAGACCCAACUGGAUCUCAUUCCCAUUUGACCAAAGCACAGAAGAAAUGUAAGGCUCACAUGUUACGGUAGUACAGAAAAGGGUUGUUUUUUCUAGACAUGACUCAGCUGGUUGGUAUGUAGAUGGCUUCUAACAGUGGUUUCAGAGACUUGGUGACUCCCAAGAUGCCACUCUUUGCUGCAGUUCUCCAAGAAUGAGCUUUGAAGAAAGGUUUUACCUCCAUUAUUCUCCUUGCUGUGUGUGGUGGGUUCUCACCCAGCCAUGUCUGUUUUUACUUGUAUCCCGACUGAUUAAGAUUAGCACAUAUCUUCCCUGCUUGAAAGGUGUGGUCUCUUGUCUUUCCCAUUUUGAAGAGUGACAAAGAGAAAUGGGCAUCUGUGUUGGACAUGUUUAAACCCCAGGGAAACAGGGAGCCAUUGAAUACUUUAAUCAAUUAAAUAUCUAAAUAGUAAAAAUGCUUCAGUUACAUUUAUUUUCUAGGAAGUAAUUAGGGAUGUUAAUAGCUGCGGUAUCUGCCAUUCAUUUUAACGUGAAUACUUAAGACUGGAUUUUUCUACAUUUCAAUGACAGAAAAGGCUCCUGAAAAAGCAGAGGACUUUAAGGCUUUUUACACAGCGCAUACAAAUAAAUGUGCAGGUGGCUGUAAUGAGAAUACUAGGUUCGGGGCGCACCCAGGUGAAAAAGGGAAUCAUGAACUCGGGAAGAACAUAUUUAACUGUAUUUGUGCACCACUCAGUUACAUCCAUGUUAUGCGUUUCAAAAGGUUAGUGUUGAUUGUAGUACAUCUCUCCCUCAGUAUGCAUUUUCUGAGUAAAUGUAGCCUGCUAAUCUUCCAAGAAAGUCAUCCAGCUGAGAGGAAUUUACACUUUAUUUUACAUGCUGACAACAUGUCACAGUUUAUUGUAAAUAGUUUAAUUUUUCCACUAUAUUGCAUCAGUAAUUGAGGUAAUAAAGGAGUGAAACCA
Molecule: messenger RNA, 4129 nt
Organism: Girardinichthys multiradiatus
Lineage: Eukaryota; Metazoa; Chordata; Actinopteri; Cyprinodontiformes; Goodeidae
Gene: fsd1
Product: fibronectin type III and SPRY domain containing 1
Exons: 13
Coding region: 134-1657 (507 amino acids)
Molecular function (GO): protein binding
Source: RefSeq, a predicted model, not a curated record